Ceratosolen solmsi marchali is the source of this 413-nucleotide messenger RNA. It is a transcript of the gene Rpb10, whose product is annotated as DNA-directed RNA polymerases I, II, and III subunit Rpb10. Gene Ontology annotation, cellular component: RNA polymerase II, core complex; RNA polymerase III complex; RNA polymerase I complex. The transcript is spliced from 2 exons. Gene Ontology annotation, biological process: transcription by RNA polymerase II; transcription by RNA polymerase I; tRNA transcription by RNA polymerase III. NCBI's taxonomy places the organism in Eukaryota, Metazoa, Arthropoda, Insecta, Hymenoptera, Agaonidae. The record is from RefSeq and is a predicted model, not a curated record. Gene Ontology annotation, molecular function: DNA binding; zinc ion binding. The coding region runs from base 28 to 231 and encodes 67 amino acids.
AUAUAUAUAUAUAUAUAAAGAUUAAAAAUGAUUAUUCCUGUACGUUGUUUCACGUGCGGAAAAGUUAUUGGUAAUAAGUGGGAGGCUUAUUUAGGUUUACUACAAGCUGAAUACACCGAAGGAGAUGCUUUAGAUUCAUUGGGAUUGAAGAGAUACUGUUGUCGAAGAAUGCUUUUAGGACAUGUAGAUUUGAUUGAGAAAUUAUUAAAUUAUGCACCUUUGGAAAAAUGAAUAUAAUAAUUAUAAUUUAAUUGAAUCUACAUUUCUAAUUCUACAUUUAUAUUAAUAAUGCUAUUGACGAAUGACUUUAAAAGUGUGUUGAAGAAAAGAAACUAUGUAAAAAUUAUAAAUAUUGCAUGAAUGAUUAAAUGUUUCACUUAUAAAAAGAUGGUUAAAUAAUAUUGUAUUUCACA